AUGACAGCAGACGAAAAGGAAGAAAGACGUGUUCAAGAACGGGGAACGGUUUCAAAUUUUUAUUUGUGCUUGACCGGUAGUGAAAUGUCAGGAGAUCACAGUAGCCCCGCGAUGAGAUCAUUUCGUCGUAGUAACUUGGGUAAAUUGUAUCAAUCAUUUAUCAAGCGCAGGAAGUCGACUAGUACGGAGGAAAUGGCAGAUGCGCAUGCGACUGCAACAGAGGUUAGAGACAAGGAACAAGCACCGUUCUUUACACUGCCCGCAAUAUCCAUCAUGACUUCGAUGGCAGAUGUUGAGGAUGGUGAAGCUGGGCUUGGCAGGACAGAACUUUCAACAACAUCUAUACUACCAGCGCCACUGCAAUGCACAGAGUCAAAUAGAUCGUUUUUUUCGCGGUUGAGCGGUCGUUUACGGCGUUCACUUCAUUUUCCUUCAAAUAAACGUAAACGAUCCGUGAAGUUUAUAGCAAGUAAUGAAGUGGCGGUAAACGAGAAUGUGAGACCACUAUUGCUUCACGAAUCUGGGGAGGAAACAUUCACGGACUAUGCCAGUAUCAAAAUUGUUAAUUACGGUGAAUCAUACGGUGACAUUAAGUUGAUCCGACAAAUUCUACACCGGAAUAAAACCGAUGAAAUUAAAAAACUGCUUCGAAAAAAAAAUUGGCCAGUAGGGCACGGAAUACGAGCAAAUUUGUGGCAAGAAAUCUGUAAAAUAAACAAUCCAGAUUUCAAUGCAUACAAAGAUAGUUAUGAAUCUGAAGCAUGGGAAGAACACAUCGGUCAUUUUUCACCAAAAGCUCGUUUUCUGCUAUCUUCGGAUGCUAUACACAAUUGUUAUGAAUUGAAUGGAAAUGGCUUGAAAGCACUUCAUCGUCUCAUUUCUGCCUUAGAUGCUACGGUUCCGACAUUGAAUUAUGCACCUUUGGUACAGCCCAUACUUGCAUUAUUUUUGCAUUAUAUGAGUGAGGAUGAUGCAUACGCUUGUGUGUUUUGGAUCCUUAAAAAUCAUUCAAAUUAUAUGAAACGUUCUGCUCAGGCGAGCAAAGCUACGUCGUAUACGCUGCUUGCACUUGUGAAGAUCUAUAAGACAGCAGUUUACAAAACUUUGAGAAACUGGAUUGGAUCAUCUGAUGCAAACAUUCUGGCAAAAGCUUUGCAAAAUUGGCCGAGAUGGAUAUUUUGCGCCUUGCCAUUUGAGCAUUUAAUUUGUGUUAUUGAUUGCUACUUGUAUGAAGGAAGCAAAGUAUUAAUGAGGAUUGCUAUCGCAUUGCUUAGUAUAUGGCACAAAAGUGUGAAAAUACCAGACGAUUUGGUCGACAAAACAUGCCAAGAACGAAUUGAUUUAUUCGCAGAAGGGAUUGUUCAGAUCGUAAAUGAUAAAAAUAUCUCUACAGCAGCCUUAUUUGAAACCGCUAUAAGGAUUCGGAAUUUUAGUAGCGCAAAAAUUGUCCGUUUUCAGGAGAGAUAUGAAAAGAUGAUUUUACAGUUGGAAGGACCCGAUCUUGCAAUGGUAGAUUUACCAGCUGUACAUAUAAAGCCCUUCAUUUCAACCAUCGUUUCAUCAGAAGUUGCUUUUCAAUUAAUGUGUUGUUUACCUGAAAAAUAUCAAUUAAUAACUCCGAUGCUAAUUUACCAUCUUUGCGAGGAUGGCACUUCAUUCUAUCGUUUGUGGGCGAAGAUCGAUGAAGCCAAAUCAACAUUGCUAAUUAUUAAGACUGAUAAAAGUGAAGUUUUGGGAGCCUUCUGUGACGAGCCAUGGGGAAAUCGAACAAAGACAUGUGAACGUGGGAGUAAAAAAUAUUUUGGCAGUGGUCUUUCGUUUGUUUGGAAUUUAGAUGAAAAUAAUCAAGUGAAUAAAUAUGACUGGAAGGAAAAUCAAGCGGAAUGUUUUAUGGCUGCUCCAUAUGAUCGAGAGCCUACUAUUUUAAUGAUCGGUGGAAAUGCGAUACAUAUUGUAGAUGAAUUAAUAAAAGGCUCAAGCUUGCCGGGCAAUACUUUCGGAAAUCCAGAACUGGUGAAGGGUGGCAUAUUUAAAAUCCAUGACAUGGAGUUUUUUGCACAAUGGUGGUACGAGAUUCAACUGUAUUUGAAUCAAAAAUGUUUACCUACGCUAGUCGGUCAAUUUUCAGGUGAUAACUCUGCGGUAAUGAAGAAUCUGGUUUUUUCAAAAACUGAUCAGUUGUUACAUUUCGUAUUUCCAAAUCGAUGUUACGAGUUAAUGCUUCUGAAAUAUGACUUCCUCCACCAAGAAUGUAUAUCGAUGGUUAUGUCGCGAUUGCUUGGACUUGGUAUAACGCUUGGGUCACUGCUUGUAUUCAUACCACAAAUUUUGAAAAUUCAAUUUGCACAGUCGGCCGAAGGGAUUUCAUUGUUGUCGCAGUUGCUGGGAUUGUUUUCCUGUUUUGCAGUAACAUCUUACAGCUACGCAAAGGGAUAUGUUUUCAGUCAGUGGGGUGAUUCAUUUUUUGUGACGAUCCAAAUGAUCAUAAUAAUUAUCCAAAUUUUAUGGUUUUCAUCACGUAAAGCUCACGCAGCAGCAUUCCUUGCAUUUUGCUGGACAAUUAUUUGCGCAGUAAUGAAUGAAUAUAUUCCACUUGAUGUGCUCGCGUUGCUUCAAGCUAUUACUAUCCCAGUUGUUAUUGUUGCUAAAUUUCUACAAAUUCGGGCGAAUUACCAGCAGCAGAGUACUGGCCAACUAUCUAUGAUCUCAGUAUUUCUUCAGUUCGCAGGAUGUUUGACCCGAAUAUUUACUUCUAUACAGGAAACUGGUGAUCAUCUGAAUAUUGAUUGGCGAACAAUGGCAUUCCUGAAACGAUGGUGUUUUACGUUCGUUGACUAUUGGAAAAUGGUCGGAAAUGAUUAUAUGGUCGUCAUUGCAGAUUUGUUGGAAGAUGCGAAAAAAAGACCGGUCAUAACUGCUAUUAAGUUACUGCCAUUGAGUGGUGCAUUUUAUGCUUACAGGACUAAUCCGAGUAAAGGGUAUGUUCAUUUAACGAAGAUGCUCUGUACGUUUCCUAUGCACUCAUUUUUAUUGUCGUAA
Molecule: messenger RNA, 3039 nt
Organism: Acanthocheilonema viteae
Lineage: Eukaryota; Metazoa; Nematoda; Chromadorea; Rhabditida; Onchocercidae
Source: the annotation of a GenBank genome assembly